Gadus macrocephalus (Pacific cod) is the source of this 6303-nucleotide messenger RNA. RefSeq names its product INO80 complex subunit D-like. Gene Ontology annotation, cellular component: nucleus. The transcript is spliced from 10 exons. Bases 675 to 3803 code for a protein of 1042 amino acids. Lineage: Eukaryota; Metazoa; Chordata; Actinopteri; Gadiformes; Gadidae. The record is from RefSeq and is a predicted model, not a curated record.
CACAGCGCUCACAGCCUCGGUCUCGAUUUAUAACGGGCCGGUUUUGCGUGACAUCAGCCCUGAAAGCGAAGUACUCGAGGACCGUGGCUUUGAGGCCCAUUUUGGCGGCGCUGGGUUAAUUGUAUAUCGAAAGGAGGACAUAGAAAAUGCAGUACUAGUCUUCUUGAAAUACACUUUGUACAGUUAAUAAAUCGACAUGCAGGACCGUAUAUACGCUCAACCAACGGGUUGAAUGGAAUCCCCUCAACCGGAAUGAAGGGUAUUUAUUAAGGCCUGGUGUUUAAGGCCUCGGCCGUCCGCUACGGGGCCUUUUUUUUAAGCUAUUUUGGUAACAAAAAUAAAAAAUGUUUGUCCGCCUUUUAUUUAUCUGGUAAACAAUAUCGAUUAUGAAUUUUACACGGACGUUUUCAAACUGCAUAAAACACCUUAAGUACAUGUUUCUAGUGAAGUCAUCCGCUGAUGUUUCCGUUUCCUGGUUAGCUACCGCCUACUGUGUUGUGUUUUUAGCUUUGUUAGCUACAUAGGGUUAGCUUCCAAGCGCCGCUUGGAUCGUACGCCAAUGCGUCUAUCAACAAGAUACGAAGCCACCCAACAGUUAUAUGCAGCUGACUACAAGUAAAUUAUAUAACAUUUAGAUUUCCUUGGCUGAUGUUUUCAAGGACAAGAGUCACGUGAUGUAUGAAGGCAAACACAUACACUUCUCGGAGGUGGACAAUAAGCCAUUGUGCUCAUAUAGCCCUAAGCUCUGCAAGCAGCGAAGACUCAAUGGCUAUGCCUUCUGUAUCCGGCACGUCCUGGAGGAUAAGACCGCCCCCUUCAAGCAAUGUGAAUAUGUGGCCAAGUACAACAGCCAACGAUGUACCAACCCCAUCCCCAAGGCAGAGGACCGCAGAUACUGCAACAGCCACCUGCAAGUCCUGGGCUUCAUCCCCAAGAAGGAGAGGAAGAAGAAGCACGAGGCGCUGGAGGACAUGCGCUCCCGGCCUCACCUGGAGUCGGUGGCCCUCAACAUCACGGUCCCCUCGCUCACUCUGAAGGUCCCCAACGGUGUCCUGGAGGAGCUCCCGGCCUCCCCGCCCUGCUCGCGCCUGCUGCCCCUCGCGGACGCCGAGCUCCUGGACCCCUUCGCCUUUUCCGAGGAGGAAACCGACGCGGAGGGCAUGGGCGUUCCUCGGAGAAGUGCCUCGGUUCGCAAGAGACCGCCCAACCACCGACUGUUGCUCCAUCAGAAACUCCGUCAUGACACUGAGCUUUUCCCGCCGCCCCCAGAGCACUUUAGCCCCUCCUCCCGCGUCCACACGGCCCCCACCAACAGCCACCUCCCCCGCCAGCAUUCAGGACAUCAUCACCACCCUCAUCACCACGUUCAGCCGCAGCCGCCGCCGCCGCCGCAGCAGCUGCACGCCAACGUGCCGCCCUUUUUCCUACCAGGACAGCCGCAGGGUUUAUUAUGCAAUCCAGUACCACCUCAGACACCCAACUUUCUGCCUCCGGGGCUGCCCCCCACCGCAGCCGCCAGCCCGACACAGAGCUCCGGGCCGUCCCUCGGUAGGAAGCCCCCCUUCACUGCCCCCCACCUGCCUAGCAGCUGCAAGGAGGGGCCGAGCGCCGCCCAGAGGCACGUGGUGGUCAUGCGGCCGGCGGGCUUCUCGCCGCCCCCGGCAUCCCUCAGCCGGCUGCAGCAUCUCGUGCAGCUCUGCGCCAAGCGACGCCAGGACCACGGAGACCUCUUCCCACAUCUAGGACUGGACUGGUCGGAGGACAGCGGCGAGGACGACGUGGAGCAGGAGGACGCCGACCUGGAGAGGGAUCGGCCGUUCCCCAGCUCCUGGAGACCGCAGGACGCGUCGGAGGAGUCGGGGCGCUCCUCGCGGAGGACACGGCUGCUGAGGCUGUGCUCGUACCUCCAGGAGAAAUACAAGCACAUGUGCCGGCAGGAGAGGGCCUGCAUGCGCCAGAAGAGAUACCGCUAUGCCUUCCGCAAAGCCCUCCUUCACGCAGCCAGCAAGGACCCCAACUGUGCUGGGCAGCUGAUCCAGGAGCUCCACAACUUCUCCAGCACUUCCACAAGUGCCGGUCCCGCGGGCCAGCCCCACACCGCAGAGUCAGGGCUCUGCAGCGGCAGCACCAAGGGCCUGGCCUGCUCGGGCAGCGCCCUGCCCUUCACCCGCCACUGCUUUCAGCACAUCCUGUUGAACCACUCUCAGCAGCUCUUCUCCAGCUGCACUGCCAAGUUUGCCGACGGCCAGCAGUGCUCCAUCCCGGUGUUCGACAUCACCCACCAGACCCCUCUCUGCGAGGAGCACGCCAAAAAGAUGGACAACUUCCUGCGCGGGGACGGCAACCGCCGAGUGCAGCAUCAGCAGCAGCAGCAGCAACGCAAGCCCCGCAAGAAGACCAAGCCCCCGGCACUCACCAAAAAACACAAGAAGAAGAGGAGGAGAGGCCCCCGCCGGCCCCAGAAGCCCAUCCCCCCGGCGCUGCCCCAGGGGAACCUGGGGAUGCCUUCCACCAGCCUCUCACUGCCCUCCCAGGCCAGCAUCAGGAGCGCCUCUACCCCCGACCUGAGUGCAGAUGAGCUGCCUGAUGACAUCACCAAUGAAAUAGCCGACAUUCCAAACGACCUGGAGCUGAACCAGGAGGACUUCUCGGACGUCCUGCCGCGGCUCCCCGACGACAUGCAGGUCUUUGACCUGUUUGAAGGGAAGAACGGGGAGCUGCUGCCCACCACGGAGGAGGCGGAGGAGCUGGUGCGGGCACUGCAGGCCAUGGGCUCCUACCCCGAGUCCCUGGUGUGUCUGAGCUCCAUGGGGGACCUGGCCUCCUCCGACGGCGUGGACCACCGGGCCCUGGGGGGGUUCCCCGGGCCCCCGCCGCCCGGGGCCAUGGGCGACCUGCUGAACGGCCGCAUGCCCCCGGAGAACUUCCCCGGCCUGGAGCUGGAGGCCAGCCUGCUGCAGGCGGGCGGCGCCCACCACCACCACCACCACCACUUCCCCCCGCCGCCCCCGCCGCCCUCCUCGCUGCCCUCGGCCCCGCCCCCCGGCGCCGGCGCCAGCCUGACCUCCGUGGCGGUGUCGGCGGCGGCGUCGGUGGCGGGGGCGACCUCCAGCCCCGCCCUCCUCUCCCAGAGCUCCCUGACGGAGCGGACGUUCCCACGGACGCUCCCCCCCCAGGGCCACGCCUGCAAGCCGCCGGCGGCCCCCCCGCCCGCAGUGGCAGCGCCGGGGGGCAGCCACUACGGCGGCGAGCACGGGCCGUCGCCCUACAGUGACCACAUCUCCUCGCCCGGCGCCGCCGCCUUCCACGCCGACCCCCCGCUGCUGCUGGAGGCGCCGCUGGGCGGGGGGCCGUGCCCGCCGCGCCCCCCCUGGAACAGCCUCUCCAUCUCCAUGGGCGAGCCCUCGCCGUUCGGCCACCUGAGCUGCGUGGAGGGCCACCUCAUCUCCACCUCCCUGUCCACGCCGCCCGCCGCCACACAUUCAGUGACCCUCCAGCCCAUGGCGGCCCUCUCAGCGACCCCCCCGCGCGGCCUGGCCGGCCUGACCGCCCCCCCCGGCCGCUCCCCCUCCCUCUCGCCGGCGGCGGGGGGGCACGACCUCCUGACCUCCACGCAGCCCAAGCAGCAGCUGCCUCAGUUCAGCGCGGCCUUCGGCCACCAGCUGGCCCCGCCCCCCAGCGGCCUCCCCAAGGACGUGCAGCCCAGCCACAGCUCCACCGCCCCCCCCGCCGGCUGCUCCCAGGCCAGCGCCACCGGGGCUAGUGCCAACAGUGCCCCGCCCCCCUUCCCCCAGAGCAACUGAACACUGGCUGCCUGGCCAUGCCCCCCCCCCCCCCCCCGGGACGGCCCCCGGCCCUCACCCACCUGAGGGAGGAGGACGGCCCCCGUCUUCAUCUGCUCCAGGCGUCAUGGUAACGGUGCACAAUUGUUCUGAUUUAAAUUGGAUAUUGUUUUUUUUGCACAGCUUAUUUUACCCAUUUUUCUUCUUCUUUUUUUUUUUAAUCGGCAGCCAUCUGCUUUCCCUUCAGGGAUGAGUCAGUUGGCGCUGAGGUCAGGCCCUGCAGCCCUGUGGUUUCACCAGCAGGGGGCAGCGUAGAGGAGUCGGUCUGUGAACACACGGGUGUGAAUGACCUUUAGAGAUUACUCCCAACUUAGUGAUAAACGCAGCGCUUCGGAAUCCGUUCACUUAAACGCCUCAAUCAACGAUUUGUUUUCUUAUUCUCCGGUCAGCUCCUGUUCCAUAACGACGAACCAUAUCCUGCCUUGCUUCUCAUGUGAUCGUACCCCACCCCGCUCUCUCAAACCCUCCUCAGUCCCCCCCUGGAAAGACUGAGUAUAGUUCGUAAUGUUUGUGACCCAUAACAAUUACCGCAACGUUCUAACCGGUAUCAUGAUAAUUCUGUCAAGCUCUCCCACGAACGGAAGAUUCACCAAGCUACUUUUAAACGGCUCUUUUUAUAUCGUGCGUGUGUAAAUAUAUAGCGGAUUCUUUUUAUCAGUUUGUCCAGACAGACUUUGACCUCACCAUAGGCCGUGGGUCUCCAUAUUGGUGGCCUCGUAAGAUGUGUGAGUAAAUCUGGUUUCCUAAAGCAAUAAAUCCAUGGUCAUACUCUCUAGUACCGUGAGGUGUAGUGUGGGUCUCCUCCUAAAUGUAGCAGGCCACUGUGGACCAGGACAACGUUUGAACCUAUAUUACUGUCGUAAGACCUUUCUCUCUCUCUCUCUCUCUCUCUCUCUCCGUCUUUUAAUGUCUGCUCAGCUUCUGAUGGACUAGAAUAGACCAAUCAGGUCUCUGCGUCUCCAGGGUCAUACCACAUAGAGGGCGAGCGCCCAGCAGGGGGGGGGGGGGGUUUGUGCUAAUCGGGGUACACAUGGAAUCAUGCCGGUGUGGCGGGCGGUAAAGUUUCAGCUGUGGACCCCCACUAAGAACAGCCCGGCCUAACUGAUCAGUGGAUCACUGUUUACCGGUGGUGGGUGGAGGGGAAUGGGGACCCCCCACGUCUGAGGAGAAGUGGGGGUCCCCGUUGAUAGAGGUGGGGGCGACCGCAUGACGUGAGGACCAGGUGGCUUUAGGGGCAGCGAUGCAUGGUGACCCGAGCGGGUUCUUUCUUUAAAAACAAAGUUUUAGCGAAGCGGGGGUCUUCUCGCCGGGGGUCCCGUCGGGUGAGCUCUCCUGCAGCAGUACCACCGCCGGGCGUCGUGGUUCUUCUCUUAAAUUAUUCAGACAUUGUUGAGUAUUAGGUCUGUUGAGUAGUUUCUACAUCGGGGGUCCGUUGGUGAAUUAUUGAUCAGCGAUGGAUUGAAGUUGUUUGAAAAGUGGAACGUGUCUUGUUAUUUAAUGGCUAUCAAAAUGUUAGUGCACUGUGGGUAGGAUCCGUUGUCUCCCCCCGUCCCCCGUCCCCCGUCCCCCCGUCCUUGUUCUGAUAGGCCGUCAGGAAGGUACUUUUGAUAGCUAUUAAACCCCAGCAGGACGCUCCCUCUCUACGCACGGUCUCCACGGCAAUCCCGACUCGGUCGGAGGCGGCAGAUCCAAGACGAACACGCAUUGCAUACGCUCAUUUCAUUUCGGGUUUCUGUGCAGCAGACGGGUGUGGAUCUGUCGCAUUCAUAUUUAUUUUGAACAGGACUAGACGAGGCCGCCGGUGUGUCACAUGUCCCCCACCCCACUCAGAACUGUCUUUUUGCCUUUUCGCUUGCAAUCUCUUCCAGCCGGUCGUCCCCUCACUAUCAGCGCUCAGUCUCCCUCGAGCCCAGUCCCACCUGUGAGAAGGCCCAGCUCUUUCUCCUGGUUCCAAAGAGGCAACACAUUACUAAAGUGUCCACGCGUAGCGCCACCGGAGGUGACGACAGGCUUUCUCCAGAAGGGCAACACACAGUGCUCCUGAAAUUCAGGUUGGAUUGAAUGUUCCUUGGGUUUGGGCAAUCAAGGCAAUACUGCUGUAUUCACAUAGCAUGGAAACGACUGGCUCCCGACACACAUAGAACAACAAUUAACAGGGCUUGUAGGCAAUUGUAACUGCUUGAAAUCAGAGAUGGUUGACAAAUUCCUAUACUCAUUGAAUGUACUGUAUUACUGUUUUUAAAGAUGAUAGGAUGAGCUAAUAUUCUAGUCACAUUUUGUUAUCGGUCUUUGUUUAAUUUGUCUAAGGUAUUUUUUGUAUACAAAGGUUUACAUUUUUAUGUAUAUUUUUCUUGUGUACAAAUUAUGUAAUAUGUGUAUAAACACUGUAUGAAUAUCUGUAUAUAGUGUGAGAAAUUUGACCUUGUUUUUUGGAUGUACAAAUAAAAGUUGCUGUGAGGUA